AUGGGGUCUCCAAUGGCCUCUUUAGUAGCAACUUUGCUUGUCUUGACAAUCUCUCUCACCUUUGUAUCUCAAUCAACCGCUAACUACUUCUAUUCUUCUCCUCCACCACCGGUUAAGCACUACCAAUACAAAUCUCCACCACCACCGGUUAAGCAUUACUCUCCUCCUCCGGUCUAUCACUCUCCACCACCGCCUAAGAAACACUACGAAUACAAAUCUCCACCUCCUCCGGUUAAGCACUACUCUCCCCCUCCAGUUUACCACUCCCCACCACCACCCAAGAAACACUACGUGUACAAAUCACCUCCUCCUCCCGUUAAACACUAUUCCCCUCCUCCGGUUUACCACUCUCCACCACCACCCAAGAAGCACUACGUGUAUAAAUCCCCACCCCCACCGGUUAAGCACUAUCCUCCUCCGGUUUACCAUUCACCACCACCACCCAAGAAACAUUACGUAUACAAAUCUCCUCCUCCUCCGGUUAAGCACUACUCACCCCCUCCGGUCUACCAUUCUCCACCCCCACCUAAAAAGCAUUACGUCUACAAAUCUCCACCACCACCGGUCAAGCACUAUCCUCCCCCAGUUUACCACUCUCCACCACCACCAAAGAAGCACUACGUGUACAAAUCUCCUCCUCCUCCAGUUAAGCACUAUUCUCCUCCUCCGGUUUACCAUUCCCCACCCCCACCCAAGAAACAUUACGUGUACAAGUCUCCUCCACCACCAGUUAAACAUUACUCUCCCCCUCCAGUUUACCAUUCCCCACCACCACCAAAGAAACACUACGUAUACAAGUCCCCUCCUCCUCCGGUUAAACAUUACUCUCCCCCUCCAGUUUACCAUUCCCCACCACCACCAAAGAAGCACUACGUAUACAAAUCCCCUCCUCCUCCGGUUAAACACUAUUCUCCUCCUCCGGUUUACCAUUCCCCACCACCACCAAAGAAGCACUACGUAUACAAAUCCCCUCCUCCUCCGGUUAAACACUAUUCUCCUCCGGUUUACCAUUCCCCACCACCACCGAAGAAGCACUACGUAUAUAAAUCACCUCCUCCUCCUCCAGUCCACCACUACUCUCCUCCUCACCAUCCUUACCUCUACAAAUCACCUCCUCCUCCAUACCACUAUUAG
Messenger RNA from Microthlaspi erraticum, 1134 nucleotides. NCBI's taxonomy places the organism in Eukaryota, Viridiplantae, Streptophyta, Magnoliopsida, Brassicales, Brassicaceae. The record is from the annotation of a GenBank genome assembly.